Messenger RNA from Paracoccidioides brasiliensis Pb18, 1668 nucleotides. RefSeq lists its product as uncharacterized. The coding region runs from base 1 to 1668 and encodes 555 amino acids. The record is from RefSeq and is a predicted model, not a curated record. The transcript is spliced from 5 exons.
AUGGCGACAGGAACAUCUUGGGAGGAGAUUGCUAGAAUAAAGCGAGAAUCGAUUCUCGCUCUUAUUCCAGAGAAAUGGCGACUCUCGACACCCAUCCCCCCCGCCAGCGAGCUGCGAGACGUGACCCAGUAUAUCGAGCAGUUCCUUUCUCCUCGAGAAAUUGAUAUUACCAAGCUGGAUACUGUUAGUCUGGCACAGCGCACCACCACUGGCCAGUGGACUGCUGUCGAGGUGAUAAAGGCAUUCUGCCACAGGGCAGCUCUCGCACAUCAGUUUGUCAAUUGUCUGCAUGAGAUAUUUUUUGAAGCUGCUCUUAAGGAUGCAGAGAAACUUGAUGUGUACUUUGCGGAGCACAAAAGGCCAGUUGGACCCCUCCAUGGCAUCCCCAUUAGCUUAAAGGAUCAGUUUCACGUCAAGGGAGUGGAAACUACAAUGGGCUACGUUGGUUGGAUUGGUACCUUUCAGGGUCAUGAAGGUGAUCCUCGACGGUUAGUUUUCGAGAGUGAACUGGUCAAGGAACUUCGCGCUGCCGGUGCCGUGCUCCACUGCAAGACUAGUGUCCCAGCAACCUUGAUGUGCGGCGAAACCAUCAACAAUAUCAUCGACUAUACGUGGAAUCCGAAGAACCGCUAUCUAUCGUCUGGAGGAAGCUCCGGAGGCGAAGGUGCCCUCAUUGCCCUUAGGGGAUCUGCAGGUGGGUUUGGCACUGAUAUUGGUGGUAGCGUGCGAAUCCCAGCUGCCUUUAAUGGCCUAUAUGGCCUCCGGCCCGCAUCGGGCAGAAUUCCCUAUGAGGCGGCUGCUAACUCAAUGGAUGGGCAAAAUUCCAUUCUUUCUGUUGUCGGUCCCAUAGCGACUACCGCGGGGGGACUGAAACUCUUGUUCCAGUCUGUGCUUGAUCAGAAGCCUUGGCUUCAUGAUCCCCUUACUAUUGAACUUCCAUGGCGGGAUGAGAAGGAGCAAGAAAUUAUUGGCAUGGUUAAGAGUUCUACUGAGGGCAAAGGGAAGCUUGCGUUCGGGUUAUUGAGUUGUGAUGGUGAGGUUCAGCCUCUCCCUCCUGUUGCUAGAGCUUUACAAAUUAUUAUUGAGUGGAAUCCGCCCUCGCACCUCAGGGCAUCAGAAUUGGCAAACGCUAUCUACAGCUUCGACGGCGGUGCAGACGCACACCAUCACUUUGGAAUAUCGGGCGAAACCUUCAUCAAAGAACUGUCCCUGUUUUUUGGCAAGGAGCCGAGACCGCAGAAGAAUGCGGAGCAAAUCGCGGCAAUCAAUGUCGCCAAACGGGAGUACCAAAAAUUAUACUUGGAAUACUGGAACAGUACUGCAGAUGUGACGGGAACGGGACGGCCCGCGGAUGGCUUUUUCUGCCCUGUGGCUCCAUUCCCGGCAGCGCGACGAGGAAAGACUAACUACGUCACUUAUACUACCUUCGUGAAUAUAUUGGAUUACAGUUCGAUCACCAUCCCAAUAACACUUGCGGAUAAGGCCGUGGAUAUUCUGGAGCUGGACUACAAGCCAUUGAAUGAACGGGAUAAGAAGAUUCAUGAUGAAUAUGAUGCCGAAAUUUUCGAUGGUGCCAAUGUCAGCCUGCAGCUUGUGGGAAGGAGAUUCCAGGAAGAGAGGCUAAUUUCACUGGCGGAAUAUGUAGGGGGAGUGGUCAAAUCAGCAUAG